AUGUGCCCAGUCUUCCCACAACGGCGACAUGUGGCGUCCCAAAACCUGCAUGUCCGACGCUCGUGGUUUUCUCUGCAGCUGGCGCAGGUCCCUCGAGGUGUGUCAGAUGAACGCUGGUUCAAUGAUGCGCUUGUAGCUUGGGAGCGGUGGUGUCGGUCGGAUAGGUCCGAAGCUCAGUGGACAUCCUCAUUGUGGGGACCUACGGAAGACGACCGGUCUUGCUGGAUGCGGUGA
Messenger RNA from Podarcis lilfordi (Lilford's wall lizard), 234 nucleotides. NCBI's taxonomy places the organism in Eukaryota, Metazoa, Chordata, Lepidosauria, Squamata, Lacertidae. The record is from the annotation of a GenBank genome assembly.